Molecule: messenger RNA, 3264 nt
Organism: Spirodela intermedia
Lineage: Eukaryota; Viridiplantae; Streptophyta; Magnoliopsida; Alismatales; Araceae
Source: the annotation of a GenBank genome assembly
AUGAUCCCCCGGUUCCUCCGGCUCGUCCUCGUCCUACUCUGCUUGGCCACCUCCUCUUUCAGGUUGCUUGCCUCCGGACAAUGCCUCCCCGGCCAGAGCGCCGCGCUUCUCGCUCUGAAGCAGAGAUUCACCCUCUCCGCCCCCCGCAACGGCAUUUCUCCCCCUCUUCAUUCCUGGAAAGAGGGAACGGACUGUUGCCGCGCCUGGGCCGGCGUCACCUGCGAAGGGGAGCCGGCUAAGGUCGUCGCACUGGACCUCAGCGGAUCAUCCAUCUCGGGUGGCGUUCACCCGGCCCUCUUCUCUCUUACCUCCCUCCGCUCUCUCAACCUUUCCUGUAACAGACUGAAUUUCGAUUCCGUACUUUCCCGCAGCUUCGAGCAGCUGACCAACCUGACCCAUCUCAACCUCUCCGAUUCGGGCUUCUCCGGCCAGAUCCCCGUCGGUAUAUCCCGCCUGAGGACCCUAGUCUCGCUCGAUCUCUCCGCCCCUGGUCUGUGUUCGUCAUCUUCUCUGACGCUCCAGGAUCCCGAUCUCCCCACACUAAUCCGAAACCUCUCCAACCUGCGUCAACUCUACCUCGAUGGAGUCAACAUCUCCGCCGGAGGACGCGAUUGGGGCCGGGCGUUGUCUACCUCCGUGCCCAACCUCCACGAGCUCAGCCUGUCCAGGUGUUCGCUCUCCGGCCCCAUCGACGACUCAUUCUCCCACCUCAAAUCCCUUGCCAUCCUCCGCCUGCAUGAGAACAACUUGAGCACCGAGGUGCCCGAGUUCUUGGGAGAUUUCUCUUCGUUAAGACUUCUCCGUUUAAGCACCUGCGGCCUCCGCGGAUCGCUCCCGAGAAGAAUUUUCCAGCUCCCCCACCUUGAGACGCUCGACCUGUCUAUGAAUCCCACGCUAUCUGGGAGUUUACCCGACUUUCCGCCCGGCAUCGUUCUGGAAGAACUGAAGCUGUCCGCCACAAACUUCUCCGGCACUCUGCCGGAGUCCACCGGCAACAUCCGGCUUCUGAAAACCUUGCAACUUACCGCUUGUAGGUUCUCCGGGUCACUGCCCGCUUCAUUUCACAAUCUGACGCGGUUGGUCUCCGUCGAUCUCUCAAUCAAUAACUUCAGUGGCCCCGUCCCUUCAUUCGCGUCGUCCCCCAACAUCUCGAAGAUCGAUCUCCAGAACAAUUCUCUCUCCGGACCAUUUCCUGGAUGGAUCUUCAGUCUCCCAUCUCUCCAGUCCCUGCAACUCAACUUGAAUCGACUCUCUGGAACCCUCGGUGAGAUCCUCCCCCCCGCAGACUCUCUGCUGGAGACUGUGGAUCUGACGAGCAACGAGCUUCAGGGGUCCCUUCCGAUGUCCAUCUCGAGGCUGCAGCACCUCAAGAUCCUCAGGCUCGCUUCCAACAACCUGAGCGGAACGGUGGAGCUCAGCCUCUUCGGGAACCUAAGGAAUCUCUCCAUUCUCGAUCUUUCCUACAAUCGCCUUAUCGUCCAGAGCAACCCAGCCGCCGCCUUCCCGAGCAUCAGCACCCUGAACGUAGCUUUUUGCGGUCUCGAGGUGUUCCCGUCGCUCCUAAGAAACCUACCGAGAUUGACCAGGCUCGACCUGUCCGGCAACAACAUCAGUGGUUCUAUCCCCGACUGGCUGUGGAGCGUGGGCUCCCUCGUCUACCUGAAUCUUUCUCACAACUCCCUGACGAACUUCCAGAGUUUGCCGGAUUUUUCCAACAGCUCCUUGAUAGUGCUCGAUCUCCACUCCAAUAACCUGGCAGGCCCGAUCCCUCGCCCACCGCCGUCGAACGUGAUGGUCGAUUUCUCCAACAACCAAUUUGCCUCCUCCAUUCCUUCCGACAUUGGCUCGACCCUCAACUUCUCUAUCUUCUUCUCCGUCUCCAACAACAGGCUCACGGGGGGGAUCCCUGAAUCCGUCUGCAGCGGCGUCUAUCUUCAGGUCCUCGACCUCUCUCACAACAGCCUUGAGGGGCCAAUCCCCGGCUGCCUCGUCGCCGGAGAAAUUAACCUCCGUGUACUGAAUCUUCGAAGCAACAAGCUCAACGGAACCCUUCCUCGGACAUUUGAAGCUGGAUGCAAGCUGCGGAGCCUCAAUCUCCACGGGAACAUCCUGCAAGGAGCUGUUCCGCAAUCCCUGUCCAGCUGCGAGAGUCUGGAAGUUCUGGACCUGGGAAACAAUCGGAUCGAGGACGCUUUCCCCUUCUGGCUGGGGAAUCUCUCUAAUCUGCGCGUCCUUGGUCUGAGAUCUAAUAAGUUCUACGGACCAGUGUGGACGCCUCGGGAUGGCAAAUACACCUUCUCCAUGCUGCAGAUCAUAGACAUCUCCUCCAACCGCUUCAAUGGCAGCCUGCCGUCGGAAUGCUUCCAGGGUUGGAAGGCAAUGACCACCGCCAGCGAGCUUGCCGGGAAGAAGACGGUGGUGGCGUUCAAAUUCCUCGAUCUCACCCGCUUGUACUAUGUGGACACGGUGACCGUCACGAGCAAGGGGCUGGAGCUGACGUUGGUGAAGAUCCUCACCAUCUUCACCUCCAUCGAUCUGUCCAACAACGACUUCCACGGCAGCAUUCCGCCGGCGGUGGGGGAGCUGAAGGCGCUCCGCGUCCUCAACAUGUCGCACAACCGAUUGACCGGUCCUAUCCCCCCAAGCAUCAGUGACUUGACGAUGCUCGAGUCAUUAGAUCUCUCGAAGAACAGGCUUUCCGGGGAGAUCCCUCCGGGACUGGUGCACCUAUCCUUCCUCUCCACUUUAUAUCUCCGAUACAACCGGCUCGUCGGACGGAUUCCGCAGGGAGGACAGUUCCUGACGUUUCCACGAGCUUCCUUCGAAGGCAACGAAGGACUGUGCGGGCCACAGCUGUUGAGGCCUUGCACGGACGCCACUGUUGCAGGAUAUGAUAUCGGAGGUCGAGCUUCCAACUCCACGGUGGACUACAGCUGGGUAUUCAUAUUCGUCGGGCUAGGCUACGGAGGAGGGCUGGCUCUGGUAUUCGGCCCCUUCGUACUCUGGGGUGAAGGUCGGCGAUGGUAUAACCAGCACGUCGACAGAAAGCUCUUGGCCAUCCUUCCUUCUGCGCUUCUUCUGCUCUUCGACUUCUGCAAGGAUGCGAAGGUCGAUUCGGCGGAGAGCUUAGAAGAGGACCCCUUCGUAGAGUGGGAUGAAGGCCGUCAGAGGCGCUUCUGCGUCUUCUGCACCCGGCUGGAGUUCAGGGGGGAGAAGGUCGCCAUCCACCAUGACCGGUGCUGGUGUACGUUGAAAGAGAUUUAG